Pseudophryne corroboree (corroboree frog) is the source of this 692-nucleotide messenger RNA. Its product is annotated as thioredoxin-like. Gene Ontology annotation, cellular component: cytosol. The coding region runs from base 155 to 472 and encodes 105 amino acids. Gene Ontology annotation, molecular function: protein-disulfide reductase activity. The transcript has 5 exons. Lineage: Eukaryota; Metazoa; Chordata; Amphibia; Anura; Myobatrachidae. The record is from RefSeq and is a predicted model, not a curated record.
GCCUCGCCUUUUCCUCUGCACAAGUUCCCCCUCCCCAGACCCGCCCCGUCCGGUCACCCCCGCCCGCUACACUCGGCCUCGUCACUGUCCCUGUGCCCGCUUCCAUUCCUAACAGUCCCUAGUUGCCUCUCAGAUCCAGGCAGUUACCGGCAUCAUGGUCCGAUACAUCGAGUCUCUGGAUGACUUCAAAAAAGCCCUGGCUGAUGCUGGCAGCAGUCUAGUAGUUGUUGACUUCACAGCCACAUGGUGUGGACCAUGUAAAAUGAUUGGACCCUUCUUUGACGGCUUGUCUGCAAAAUACACAGAUGUCGUGUUCCUUAAAGUGGAUGUAGAUGAUGCUCAGGAUGUUGCAUCACACUGUGACAUCAAAUGUAUGCCAACAUUUCAUUUCUAUAAAAAUGGAGAGCGGAUACAUGAAUUUAGUGGAGCAAAUCAAGCCAGUUUGGAGCAGAAGGUGCAAGAACUGAAAUAAAGAUAUGUAAUGGGACCUCGUACUAUUCAUUUUAAUUUCUGUAUAUUACAGCAACAUUUCAAACUAUCAUGUACAAAUAUAUGGAAAUAAUUGUGAUCCUUGCUGUCUGCUCAAACUGCUCUACUGUACUGUAAUCCUUCCAAUAUUUAGUUAUGUGCUGCUUGAAUUGGAUCUAAGGAAAGAGACUGAAUAAUAAAAUAACAGAUGAAUUCCACUGUGA